GGCUCAUUACCUUGCCCGAGACGGCAUGGCCGGCCGGGGGAAGCGGCGCGGGGAGAGGGCGGGGCGGCGGCGGCGGCGGCGGCGGCGGUGGAGGAGGGGAGGCGCGGAGGGGAGCCGAGGGGCGGAAGAGGCGGCGGCGGCGGCGGGGCGGGAUUCUUCUCCUCCUUCUCCUCAGGCGCGGCGGAAGGGCGACGGCGACGGCCCCGCCUGCUGCUGCUGCGGCGGCGGCGGCGGCUGCUGCUGCGGCGGCUCCUCCUCCUCUCGCAGCGGCGGCGGCGGCUCCGAUCUAGUCAGGCUGAGGCAGCGCGCGGGGCAUGCCGGGAAGGAAACCGAGGGGCCGCGCGGGGGACGGGCCGCCGCGGAGCACGCCGGGAAGAUGGGCCGCCGCGGAGCACGCCGGGAGUUGUGGUCCGGAGGGAGCGGCUGCUUAAAUGAAAUUGUAGGUUGCACGGAUGCAAAAACUUGGAGCAUUAAGGGGCUUAGCGUAUGUGUAGACAUUACCAUACUUGGAAUAUAUUAUGUAAAGACUCAGUUCUUUCAAGACCUUGUAUUUAUUUAUUUUAGUGUCAAUCUAUCUUAUCAAAGAAUUAUGACCAGCAGGAUCCAGGAAGAGAGCCUUCUGAUGCCUCUUACCCUGUGGAACAUUGCCCCCCCCCCAGAAGCGGGCUUGGAGCUUUGGAAACCAGGAAACGGCUAUGUAUGUCCCCUUAAGUCUCAUCACCACUUGGUUUUCUAUCCAGAUGUGGUUUGUCUCAUGUUGAAACAAUGACUGACGUUUUCUAGUACGUUCGGCUUCAAAAGGGAUGAAUAAAUACAAGGAAAAUGCACUAAAGCUUAAUAUUGCAGUGACAUCCAAGCGAAGCCCAGAUGUUCUCAUUCCUUGUGGAUUAAGGAAUCAUCCAUAGAUAUUUCUAGUUUCUUGGCCAACCUGUCUUCUAUCCAGUUGCUUAACAUCAAGAGUGUGAUUAUUGCUACAUUCCUUCUUCCUCUUUGGUGAAUCGUCUUUUUUAAAAAAAAUAUUUUUAAUAAAUUAAGGUUAAUUAAGAAUUUUCAGAACAGCAAUAAAUCUUCCAGACUGAACAAACAGCCCAUCUGAGGAACAACGGAUACAGAUAAUUCUCCAAUAAUAUUGUCCAAAGUUAUGUUGUCAUAAUUUGGCUUCCAAGCUAUUGACCAGCUGGUUUCUCAAGUUUUGCUAUACCGUAGCUUAAUUAUGGUUGACACCAUCAGCUGCAAUUGUCAGGAUUCAUUCAAGCUAGUAAGCUGUAAAACCACAGUUUGUAAGUCACCACGGUAGGAAUUUCAUAGCAGGCUCAACAAAACCAAACAACUAGAUCGCUCAUGACCGCCGGAGUGAGUCUCACCUAGAGUUUCCACAAUCUGCCGAGCCAUCUUUUAUGACUUAUUAUCUAUAAAAUAUUCAUUACUUAUUUAUUAAUGCUCAGAGUUGUGGAGAGUUGGGUGGCAUUAUGUUUAAUAAGCUAUUAUAGUUGGUCACACAAUUGGCCAGAUGUUCAGUCUGGAUUUGACAUUUUUGUCCACCUAUUGAGACCCUCCCAAUGAUCUGGAAUAAGCAAAUGUAGAUGUUUGAUGGUCUAAGAUGACCUCCAAGGCUCCUUCCAACAUUAUUAUUAUUAUUAUUAUUAUUAUUAUUAUUAUUAUUAUCAUUAUCAU
Molecule: messenger RNA, 1674 nt
Organism: Crotalus tigris (Tiger rattlesnake)
Lineage: Eukaryota; Metazoa; Chordata; Lepidosauria; Squamata; Viperidae
Exons: 4
Coding region: 26-769 (247 amino acids)
Source: RefSeq, a predicted model, not a curated record